AUGAAUACCAAACCAAUUAGGAUGUCUACUAGUGAAUCAAACACAAUCCAUCGAAAACCAGCACGACCAAUACGUUCAAGUCAAUCAAUGGUAAGUGAUACUGAUUCUAGUGAAUCUAUAGUAAUGGAUGAUUCAUAUGAUUCAUAUGAUUAUCCUCAUUCACAGAAUUUAUCUUUUCAUUCAGACAAUACAAAUAUAAAUCUUUCUUCACAAUCAAAAAUAAGAAAUUAUAUUAAACUAUUUAUGAAAUCUUCAUCAAAUUUAUCUAGUGCUCCUAGAUUUUUAAAUUUAGUUUAUGUAUCUAUUCCAACUACAGUAACUGAUUAUAAACAUGGUAAUAUGUAUGAAGCAAUUAAACAAGAAGUAAAGAAAUAUAUUGAUGAUAAUGAAACAAGAAUAAAUGCUUUAUUAUCUGCACUUACAAAAUUUAAAGUUAUUAAGUCUUCAAUUGAAUCAUCAAUUAUUAAUAUAAAUAACGCAAUCAUAUCAAAAUUAACUCAAUUUAAUUCUUCUCAAUUAUUCAAUGGAGAUGGAUUAUUUUAUUUAAUUGAGAAUGAUUCAUCAUUAAAUACUAUUGAUCUUUUAGUAUCAAAUAUUAUUAUUACACUCCAAAGAAGAAUUAUUAUUCAGACAGGAAAAUCAUCAUCAGAGAAAAAUCAAUUUAAUGUUGGUGAUUUUUAUGGGUCAGUGGAAAAACAGU
Messenger RNA from Entamoeba histolytica HM-1:IMSS, 700 nucleotides. RefSeq lists its product as uncharacterized. The transcript has a single exon. The annotation marks the transcript as partial. The record is from RefSeq and is a predicted model, not a curated record. Lineage: Eukaryota; Evosea; Mastigamoebida; Endamoebidae.